Molecule: messenger RNA, 567 nt
Organism: Prunus avium (sweet cherry)
Lineage: Eukaryota; Viridiplantae; Streptophyta; Magnoliopsida; Rosales; Rosaceae
Source: RefSeq, a predicted model, not a curated record
CAUUACUAUAUCUAUAUGCCAGUUCUGAUUUAUUUUUUUUCAUGCAGGUGUUUCUGUGGAAACGAGUUGAGUGGGCAGAAGCCCUCUACUUCUACUGUUGAGCUCUCCCUGGUCACCUUCUAUACUCAUGGAUCGUAUUGCGGUUGCCUGGUACAACGGAGUGGCUGGACAAGGGAUUUAGAUCUAUUUUUACAGUGGCUUUCAGCUAUACCCUUUUCUGGGGGUGGUUUUAGUGAUGCUGCAAUUGCGGAAGGGCUUUCUGAAGCUCUAAUGAUGUUCCCUACUGUUCAAAAUGGAAACCAAAAUCAACAAAAUGUGGAUUGUCAGAAGCAUUGCAUACUUGUUGCUGCUAGUAACCCUCACCCCUUGCCCACACCAGUGUAUCGACCACAAAUGCAAAAUUUAGAGCAGAAUGAAAGUAUUGAUGCACAAACAGAAAACCGUCUUUAUGAUGCUGAGGCUGUUGCUAAAUCAUUUCCACAGUGCUCUGUUUCGCUGUCAGUCAUUUGUCCAAAACAGCUACCUAAACUCAGAGCAAUUUAUAAUGCGGUAUGCUGAUAGUUUGAC